This is a messenger RNA of Scylla paramamosain (green mud crab), 5188 nucleotides long. RefSeq lists its product as uncharacterized. The transcript has 3 exons. NCBI's taxonomy places the organism in Eukaryota, Metazoa, Arthropoda, Malacostraca, Decapoda, Portunidae. The coding region runs from base 216 to 2027 and encodes 603 amino acids. The record is from RefSeq and is a predicted model, not a curated record.
GAGACAAAUUGGGACUCGGUCAUGGAGGGAGUUACUUUUGUCAUGUUUGGGCUCAACAGCUGAUCACACACAGGUCCCCAAGGCCAUGUAUCGCCGAGACUUGACCUGACCUGGCCCGACCUGGUUCGAUUGGAACUUGUGCAAGUGAGAAAACCAUUCAUUUGUGUUCGGGUGAGAGGAAAACAGUAGAAUUUCAGAUUGAAGACAUAUCCAUCAUGAUUCCAAUGAAGAGUCUUCAGGAAUGGGCAGCAGAUUGCAUUGCCAAAAGUCUCCUGCAUAGUCUGUGUGUCACUCGGCUGGCCACCAGCGCCUUUCGCUGCCCAGUGGAUUCCAGCCAGAGGGAGAUCAUUACACAAUGCCUUACAAACCUGAAGGUGCAUCUGUCCAGCUUAGAAUGUACUACUGCCUCCACCAACAUCAGCAAUCCUGUCUCUAGACUCUUGAAGCAAAGAAUUGCCUCAGUCGCAGAAUAUAUAUCAUGCCAAUCCCAAGUGAACUUCCUCAAAGCUUCUAUUCUGAAACUACUGCUGCUAGAGGAGUUUGUACUCAGCACAGGAGUGGUAUGGGAAGGAAGGAAUGCAGCCUCUGGGGAAGACAGUGAUGGCGACUUCAACAUUGGAUAUUCCUCAUCAGACACUGCCUACCUGGAUGCUUUCAUCCGAGUCCUGGAGACACUGGGACCCUUUCCUGUGGAGAAGGCAGUGAUCUGCUUUGAUUUCCAGGAUACUGACAACAUGAAAGCAGUCCUGCAAGCAUUGUUCAAGAGCUGUACCAAAAUCAAGAGCAUCCAUCUGGCAGGAAAGAGCGUUCACCUGAUUGCCCUCAGCAAACUAAAAUCAGUCUCAAAGCAGCUAGAGGAGCUUGUGCUGAUUGACUCCUUUGGGUCACUGACAAAAGAUGUUUUCUGUGUGUCCCUGCUAGGACGGCCUUGGAUAGAGUACAUUUCUAGUCAUGAUGGGAGGUAUAACUGCUUGGAGCCACAGUUCCCUGUAUUGAAACACUUGUGGUACCAGCGACAAAACUCACAUCAGGGCUGGAAUGAUAGCUUUAUUAAGACAGCAAUUCUCACUUACUACCCCAACCUACGCACACUCAAUUGGCAUGUGAAUGACUUGAACCACAACUAUGCCCUAACCAAAAUCCCAGGGUUGAGUGGCAAACAGUACAACCUGGAGAACCUGCUCCUAACGUCUGUUGAUCUAUCUGACUCCAAUAGGAAUACAGCAUCCAACAGGCUUAUCUGCAGUGUGGAUGUUGGGUAUCUCUCUCAACUAUUUCCCGGCCUACUAGAUGUGUCUUUGGUAUUUUCUCGAGGCAGAGACUGUCAGUGUUCACGCUCAGAGUUAAGGGGUCCCUGUGAAGCAAGGGCUACACAGAUUAUAGAGACACUUACCAAUGUGCUGUCUGAGUGUAAGAAGGUGGAGUCCCUUACAGCAGGUGGGGACAUUCUACAUUUAGACUCUAUCCUGCAUCCUGUUCUUAGUGUCUAUGGGUACAGGCUGAAAUCUCUGGGCUUGCGGCUACUUUCUACUGCCACCACAAAGCAGGAGGACAUUGUAUCUAUUGUCUCCUUAUGUGCAAAUCUUGAAAAUAUUACAAUCACAGGAAAUGGCAUCCUGGAGGGAAAACCAGUGAGGACUCCUCCUGAGUGUAAAUGGCCCAAAGUGAGGACAUUACAUUUCGUGCUUAGUGUAGCUCAUCCAGAAAAUAUAGAAUUGAUGCAAAUGUUUAUAUCUGCUUCAUGUUUUGUGGAAAGUUUAAGCGUGAGUAUAUUUUCAUUAAAGAGUUUAUGUUCAAUACUUUGUAGACAGACAACUAUCCCUGUGAUAACUCUUAUUUUGCCCAUGCUGGAUGACAUAUCUGACAUUGAUUUAGAUGACCAACUGUGUGUGAUAUUGAAGCACUGCCCAAGAAUGCGCCACAUGUAUGUACCCCGUAGACUCAAACAGUGGAGACACCUACAGGAAAAGCUAUGGAACAGAGGAGUCACCGUAAAAUUUACAGACCUCCUGGUAGGUGAAUGCUGAAGAUCCGACAAUGUAUUAAAAUUACGCAGUGUUGUGAAUGACAAUAAUGCUUUUAAUGACAAAUUUAGUGGCAUUUUCUAGAUUGAUCUCCAUUGUGUGGGAAUACAGAUAUUCCCUGAGGGCCUGUUCACACUAGGCAGUUUUAAUCACAUGACUACUGUGAGGACACUAAGUCAUUGGAGGUCUUCACGUGCAGUUGCUCCAUUUUCUCAGUUACGCAACUAAAAUCACCAUGUGAACAACUGCCACAAACAGUCACAUGACUAAAAUCACCUACUGUGAAUGGGGCCUUAAACUCAAGUAAAGAUCAAGUAUAAAACCAACAAAAUUCUGUAAGGAUGGUAAAUGUUUAACCGAGUUGUGGAUGUUCAAAGAAUGAAAUGACCUUUUAGGAUUUUGUACAUUCAACAAUGUGACCAAAGAUGAAAAUAACAAAACUAUUAUUAAUAGAAAUAAAUUUGCAGAAAUAUGUAGAUACUUAUUUAGGUACUUAAAUGAUUCUGGCUCUGUACCUAUUCAGUGGUUUAUGACUGGUGCUGCGGGGAGUGGGAAGGGUCUUGAUAAUAAGAGCCACAGUGACCAAUAAUAAUUGGUAUAAUGUACUAAGGAAAUUUAUGUAGGUGCUCAGGAGUGGUUAUUUUUCCCCAUAAUCAUCAGUACCAAGAUUUGUUAAAAAAAUAUCACUAGUCAUUUAUUAUUGGUGUUAAAGCAUCAGCAUAUGGUUAUGAACUGUCAGAGUUAGUAUGUAUAUAUACAGUAGCGCCUUGAUAUUUUGCAGGUUUGGGUUCCAUAGACCUCUCAAGUUACGCUAUCAGAAAUAUAGUUUAAUAUCCCUAUUAAAAAAAAUUUAAAAGUUUUUGAAGGAAAAGUAUUAUCCAUAAUUCUUAAAAGAAAAUACAUAUGCUAUUGAGUCUCGCCGAACAUGAAUUUGCUGGUGAAGAAUUCUUGGGUAGCACAAUUUUGUGAAAUAUUCAAAAGUAUACCCAACAUGACACUUAUCUUCUUUUAUAUAAAUCACCUUUACUGCAUCCCAACUGGGCAUGGUGUGAUCUAGAGUAUUUUAUUUAUUUAUUUAUUUAUAAUAGGUAUCAGAACACUAGCCAGUUUAACGGAUAAAAAAAAAAAUUCCAGUUUAUUGAAAGGGAAAACUGGUUUAUCAGAAUAUGAGAUGGAAUUGGAGGAAAUUUACUGACAAACUCAAGAAUCUAACUGUUGUAAUUAAAAAGCUUGAAAUAUAUAUUUUACUGGUACAUAUUUACGCAAUUAUGAACCACUAUUUUUGAGUGCCAUUGUUUACAAAUUUUUUUUUCUUUUUUAAACCUUUGCAAAUCAAUUUUUAGGUGCUAUUGAACAUAUAUGUACUAUAGUUGUCAUUCUGUUCAUUGAUUUUAUUUCAGCUCUACCUAUUUUCUGUAAGGUGAACAUGGGCAAAAAGUAUGAAAGGAGACCAGCUCAUACUGUCUUUACCUGGCUGGGAACCAAAACCCUCAAACCUCUCAGCUGUGAGAUGAGUGUAACUGCCACAUCAGGCUGCUUGUAUGCUGAGGUUGUCCUCCCUAAAGGCUGGCAGCCAAAACAUGUCAUGUCACACUGUAGAAAUAAAAAGACAGGAGGAGGUUUCCAGUCCCCUCGCUCCGUCCCUUUCAGUCACCUUUUACAAGACAAUACAGUAGCAGCAGUAGAAUUUCAGCCUGGCCAUAGAUAGUGUGGCUCCUCAGUGUUUCCCUAAUAUUGUAUUGUUAUGUAUUAUAUUUUACAUUUACUAAUAUUUUAUAUUUUUGAGUUACAAAGGCUCAUUAAUUUUAUAGUUAAAUUCAAGUAUAAUUGAUGAGAUUUUCUUUAUUUUCUAGUUUAAUUUGAUAUUAACUUCGUAUUUACCUAGAUGUGUGAUUUAUUACAUAUGUAAAUUUUUCUAAUUGUCCAGUCUCUCUCUCUCUCUCUCUCUCUCUCUCUCUCUCUCUCUCUCUCUCUCUCUCUCUCUCUCUCUCUCUCUCUCUCUCUCUCUCUCUCUCUCUCUCUCUCUCUCCAACAAAAUUUCCUGACAGUAUAUGAAUAAAACCUAUCCCAGGAGCACACUAUCUCAGGGUGACACCAGUCUUGAAUACACAGUUCCUAGCUGAUGGUGAAGCAGUAAUAGCCCUGUACAACUUACCACCUUGGCCAACUCUCUUUCCCCCCUCCCCCAAAAUUUAUUUAUUUAUUUAUUUUUAUUUUAUUUUUUUAUUAUUAUUUACUUAUUUAUUUUAUUUAUUUAUUUUUAUUUUUUAUUAUUUAUUUAUUUAUUUAUUUAUUUAUUUAUUUAUUUUAAUUUAAUCAAUUUAUUAUUAUUAUUAUUUUAUUUUUUAUUUAUUUAUUUAUUUAUUUUUUUUUUUGUGUGUGUGUGUGUGUGUGUGUGUGUGUGUGUGUGUGUGUGGGAGGGGGGGAACAUCACCACUGAGAGUAUAGUAGGAGACAGUGAUCUGCAAGUCUUACCAACUGUAUUGUCAUUAUAUAUGGCAUUAUAAUUAUAUGUACAGCCAUCCCAAAGAGAUCAGUCACUUUGCCUAAACAAUAUAAAGCUGAAAAUGAUAAAUGCCAGUGAAGUUAUUUGCAAAAUAUUAGUAUUUUGUUGCAUUAGAGAAUUCAAGAAAAUGGUCAGUGGAUUUCCAAUAAAAUACAUUGCAGAACAUUUAUGUAUGACAUUAUUUCUUACAUAUUGAUCAUUAUCAAUGCAAAAUUUAUCAAUUACUGUAAAGUUUUAGUUUAUUUUGUUUACUUAGAAAUUUAUACUUAUUUAAUUUAAUUUCAGUUAAAGAAGUGUUAAAAAAUCUAUGCUACAAGUUGUUGGCUACUACCCUAUGAGUGACAAGAUUCCAUUACAAGAAUCCGCUUUUGCAUUUUGGUUUCAUCAAUCAUAUUGUGUUCAUUAUCUUACCCAGUACAAAUGAUUUGUAAUGUUGUGUAUUCAUUGUUGUAUGGAAAUCAUGAUUCAGCUAUAUUAUGUAGUACUUGGUGAUAUUUUGAGUAUGUUAACUGCCUCCUCCAGAAAAGUUAAAAUCUCAGAAAUCUAGUCAAGAUUUUAUGGUAAUUAGGAAAUACACAUGAAGCCUAUGUGUCGUUGAAGAAAGAAUGUAAAAUACCUCUUCAAAGAUAAUAAAUUUUUCAUAAAAAAUAUAAGUAUC